AUGUCUCGUCGUCGUCGUCCACCCGCACUCCCUAACUCACCAGCUUCAUCUCAACCCAACUCAAUUCCUCCUGCUCCUUCAUCUCCCACUACUACAGACCAUUCUUCGGAGAAUGACCCUCUUCGUUCGUCUUGGGUAGACGUAUCUGUCUCCACAGACACGGGUUCCAUCUCAGAUAUGGAAGAAUACAUGUCGGAUGUAGAUUCAUCCCUACUCGAUUACAUGUCAGAUCGUGACUCCGACGCUCGUUCGGUGGCAGCUACGGAUUCCGAGGUCGACAGGAGUUUGACCCCGGUCGAAUACGGAGGAAAUCUGGCUGAUGGGAGUUAUGUCGAUGCUGAAACUACGGAAUCUAUGUUUUCAAGUCAAACUACCAAUGUUCAAUUGAUCUAUCCAACUCCUGAAGCUAGCUUUGUGGCAAGUGGUACUGUCACACCUGGUGCAUUGGUCAAUGAAGAUUAUCCACAUGAUGACAAAUGGGAGUUUGGACCUGUGGAAGACAUCUAUCUGCGUGGACUGGCAGAGAACAUGAACGAAUCGAAAGUUCAAACAAUGAAAGAUGUACUAGAGGUCAGAAGAAUUGAAGAGAAGAAAGGAGAAGUCAUCAUAACUGGUUCUGCCAAGGAGCGAAGGUCUAAAUUCAGACUGCUGCUCUUGCGAGGAGCAAACAAACGAUGGAUCUCAGUCAUGGCAUUCGCUGCUGCUUCCCUUGCAUUAUUGCGCUCUUUUGGUCCCGGUCUCCCCUCUCUCUUCUCUGAACAGAUUUGGAACUCUCUAUCAUCGUCCACAUUUCCCCAAUCCUCGCACGUGUGGGAACAUCUACAUACCUCUCCCCCUCCCACUACUACAUCUUCAAUCACAUCGCUGGAUCCUACUGCCAAACCGGCACCUCCUGCCCAGUACUUUCCCGAUAUGCGACCUCUCAGAUAUGCCUUGUCCACUUUUUCGUACCAGCCUGCACAAGCUCAUCCCGGUACAGUAUCCCUCACGAGCUCUGAUCAAAUGCCAAAACAUCGUGCUCAGUCACAAUCGCAAGGCUCCACCUCGUCCUGUUGCUCCAUGGCAGUAGCCGUCCGUGAUUCCGAAGUUGCUCUUACAACUACCAACGAGCAGCCGAUCUCUCGUCCACGGCGUCACAAGAAAGCGACGUAUGUCAAUGCACACGAUCAAGAUGUGAUCAACUCCACUUCUUCGAUGGAAUGUCACUGUCCCCCAGCCGUAUGGGAAGAUUUCUUUUCAAAUAUCCUGAAUGCAGCUGGCUUACAACAUGCCCUCUCAUCAUUCCUCACCAAUGACGCGGUACAUUGGAUCUACGCAUCCGCCCUGACAGCCAUUCGUUCUGAUUUGGAAAACAUCCAACACAUUGCGGAGUAUCUGCGGGAUAGAGUGAACACCAUCACUUCAGUUGCAUACACCAUCACACAAGCUGGGGUAGAACGACUGCAUCCACACGUUAUGGCGUCAUGGAAAUAUUUGAGAAACGAAGAACGUCUUGCACUCUCAAAGGCCCAACAAGUCCGUUCUUCCCUCUCUCCCUAUAUUUCCGACUGGUUUGCCACUUUCACGUCGCCAUCACCACCGGCAGAAGUCGUACAUAAUGCGAAACAGGGCUUGGAAUCUGUUCGAACUGUCAUAGAUGAGAAAGCUUCGGUGCUUCAAACCAGCUCGACUGAGACUUUGCACAAGGCCAGAAGGGGUCUAGACGUGUUAUUAGGGAAGAGAUGGCGGCGAGGGACGACCCAGUUGUUCGAGAAUGGUGAUCAUGUGAAGAAAGUAGAGGGGGAAAGAGAGAAGAGAUCGGAACAGUGUUUCAAGAAGAAUGAAGGAAAUGGAAAGAAGUCGGUCGGUUACGCGGAGAAGAAAGAAGUGACCAAGGAGAAAAAGGAACAAGAACCUAGAUGGUAUGUCCAAAUACCCCGUGAUCGACCUUUGCCGUAUCAAAUGAGAGAUCGAUGGCGCGAAGUCACAGAGAUGGAGAGGGUAGGUAAGGCAGAGGGGCAUCCGGUGAAUGGUCAGAAAGUGAGCAUGGCGAGGAAAGCUUUGGAUAUGGCUUAUCAUGUGAGUCGUUGA
Tremella mesenterica DSM 1558 is the source of this 2070-nucleotide messenger RNA. RefSeq lists its product as uncharacterized. NCBI's taxonomy places the organism in Eukaryota, Fungi, Basidiomycota, Tremellomycetes, Tremellales, Tremellaceae. The coding region runs from base 1 to 2070 and encodes 689 amino acids. The record is from RefSeq and is a predicted model, not a curated record. The transcript is spliced from 2 exons.